UUUUGUGCUAUUAAUUAAUUGAAUAAUAAUAGUAAUAAUAAUAAUAAAAAUAAUAUAAUGAUACGUAUGAGAAAGAACAGGUUUCGUUUCAUUAUAAGAGAGGUAAGAGAGAUUGUUUUAAUACUAAAUUAUAAUAUAUUUCAAAUAAUCAGAGAUAAUAAUCUUUUUUUUCAUCUUCACAGUUGUCUGUAAAGAUGUUAUAUACACACACAUAUAUAUAUAUAUAUAUAUAUAAACACACACACGUGAACACAUCAAAAUAAGUUCCAUCAAUAACGAAAUAGAUCAUCAUCUAAUGCAAUAUUUCAAAUGUAAUUUGUUAAUCCUCCUUUCCCUUUGACACACAUAUUCAAUGUCCACGUUUGUAUAAUUUAGGUAUUAUAGUAUAGUAUAAAAUAGUAUAGCAUAAUAGACGGUAUUUCAUUUUCUAAAUAGAUAUUUUUAAAAAUUAAACAAUUGUAUAUGUAUAAAAAAAAAAAAAAAUUCUUUUAUUCGACGUAAAAGUACUUAUAUUCUUAUUAGAAAGAAAAAGAAAAUAAAAAAAUUCUAAUACUAAAUGCCAACGAAAAGGUCAACAAGAAUAUUCGCACGACCGAGUGGCGCUCCUGUGAUUCGUGAAACUUCAGCCACGCAUUCCAAUAUUCUAAAGUCGUUCAGUCGCUUAAGUUACUCUCAACGAAUCAGAUCGUAUUCUCGUGAAAUGUGACAAUAUUUCAAUCGUAAAUAUUUGAGUAUAAAGUUAUCUCGAAAAAAAAGAAAAAACCAUACACAUACACAACAUACAUUUAUUUACAUUUUUUUGUCAACUUAUUUGUACAUAAAAAUUAAUUCGUAAAAAUCUUGAUUCAUAGUGAAAGUAUUAAAAAUUAUGAUCGAUUAAUUGAGAAGAGUAAACAAUCGGUUUUACUAACAAACAAUUGUUAUUUUAAUGUACACAAUAUUUCAAAAGGGCUGUAAUAUCAAAUAAAAAAUAGAAAGGGGAGAAUGUUUGAACAGUCGUGUUUUCACAACGAGUUAAAGUACGACGAGGCUUGUGUUAAAUUAAAAAAUAAAGAUGGAUCUAAUGCAUGGCUUUAUGCACUUUCAUCUGAUUGCGUUUCCUGUCCUUACAGUCGAGUAUCUCCAAUUUCAACCGUGAAUUAUAGUAUAAAAUUUAAUACUGCUAGAUCUAUGAAAUUGGCAGUACUGAACGUCGAUGGUUUUAACGAAUAUAUAUCUGAAAAAAAUAUCAGUAAUGCGAUAUGCAAACUUUCACCGAAUUUAGGAGAAUAUGGAAGUUACGAAUUAUUACUUCGAAAUGAUAGUUGUUUUUUUAACACCGUUAUACGACCAACCAAUUCUUACAUCACUCUCCUCAUUGUUUUUGGUAUAAUAGUAUGCUUUCUAAUUGGAAUUUCUAUGUCGAGACAAAUAUGGCAAUUGAUCCAAGAAAAGUGUAUGAAACGAACCGAUAAUCAGACCACCAACGAUGCUGCAAAAAAACGUAGAGUGAAAUCUAUCGACACCUUUAGAGGAAUCAGCAUAUUAUUUAUGAUCUUCGUUAAUAACGGUGCUGGAGGAUAUUAUCUACUUCAGCAUGCAACUUGGAAUGGUUUAUUAAUAGGAGACUUGGUUUUUCCAUGUUUCAUGUGGAUUAUGGGAGUUUGUAUUCCUAUAGCCAUAUCCUCGCAAUUAUCACGCGGUAUUUCGAAAAUAGAAAUUUCUUUAAACAUUUUGAAGAGAAGCGUGAUGCUAUUUUUUAUUGGUGUUGCAUUAAACACAGUAGACAGUGUAUCACAGUUAGAAAAUAUUCGAAUAUUUGGUGUAUUGCAAAGAUUUGGUUUAGCUUAUUUAAUCGUUGCUUCGAUGUUUCUAUUUUUAACACCUAGAAAGCCUAAAAAAAUUCAGAAUUUGUUGCAUCAACGAUUAAGAGAUGUAUCUAUGUUGUUACCACAAUGGAUCAUGGUAGUAGGUAUCGUCGUAGUACACUGCUUGUUAACAUUCAAACUUUCAGUACCAGGAUGUCCCACUGGUUAUCUUGGCCCUGGUGGACGUCACGAAGAUGGAAAGUAUAUGAAUUGUACAGGUGGUGCUGCUGGAUAUAUAGACGACUUAAUUCUAACACCUAAACACAUAUACCAAAACUUGAUGAUAGUUUCGGUUUAUGGAUCUAAACCUUUCGAUCCUGAGGGUAUUUUAGGUUGUUUGACAACGAUAUUUCAAGUAUUUCUGGGUGUCCAGGCAGGACAAAUUUUAUUGUGCUAUAAAGAUUGGAAGGACAGGGUUAUAAGAUGGCUCUUAUGGGCGGUAUUUUUAGCUAUCGUAGGAUUUCUCGCGCACGUUUACGUCAUACCCGUAAAUAAAAAUUUAUGGUCGCUAUCUUUUGCACUGGUAACAACAGCUUUUGCGCUUGGACUCUUAUCAGCUUGUUACUUGCUCGUCGAUGUUGCUAGAAUAUGGAGAGGUGGUCCUUUUCGAAUACCUGGAAUGAACGCUCUGUUAAUGUACAUCGGUCAUGAAUUGUGUUAUCAAAUCUUUCCAUUCCAUUGGCGUAUCGGUAACAUGCAUAGUCGUACUUUAGUAUUGGUAGAAGCUAUUUGGGGUAUUGUACUCUGGACUUGCAUAGCUUACAUUAUGCAUCGUAAACGAACGUACAUUACUUUGUGAACGUAAUUUGAUUAGAACAUUUAUUCGGGUUUCGGGGUACAAUGAUAGAUUUUCUU
Molecule: messenger RNA, 2702 nt
Organism: Polistes canadensis
Lineage: Eukaryota; Metazoa; Arthropoda; Insecta; Hymenoptera; Vespidae
Product: heparan-alpha-glucosaminide N-acetyltransferase-like
Exons: 11
Coding region: 985-2646 (553 amino acids)
Source: RefSeq, a predicted model, not a curated record